UUUGCAGCUGAUAAACCAAGAUUAAAAUUUACAACUGACAUUCAGUCAGCCUAUAUUGAUAUUCAUUCAAUAAAUAAAUUACGAAUCGUAGGUUAGACGUCGAGUGAGCAGAGUGUAUAGACCUUUUUGACAUUCAAUUGGACGAGAUACUCUGAUAGAUUGUGAAUGAAAUUUUAGAUUAAAAGUGAUUUUCAGCAAAGAACCUAAAGCUAGUAAUAUAAAAAUGAAUAUUGAUUAGCAACCCCUAUGUGAUUCAUUACGCCGUAUACAUCAUUCAAAUAAUACAGAUGUUCAUAACGCUAUUUUUUUUAAUAGUAUUUUCAUCAUUUUUUAUUUCGUGGCAAAAGAGAGAAAGUGAAUUGACGGAUUUUUCUUCUUUUUUCCUCCAACAAACACAACAAAUUCCAGAAGAAAAGGAGAACAAAGAAACAAAAAUUCAACAAUGUCAACAAAGGAUCAAGAUCAUAGCACAAAGCUUAUAAAAGUUUGAAUUUGUCGAUUGACGUAAUCAAUUAUUUUCUUUUUUCAAUUGUGUUCUCUCUAAAUAGUUUAAAGAAGCUCUUGGAGAAAGUUUAAUAAAGGAUCACGACGACGCUUAUCUAAUUAAAUGGCUAUACGCGAGGAAGUUUGUUAUUGAAGAUGCGGCAGAGAUGUACAAGAAGGUAAUGAAUUCCAAUAGCCUACAUUUACAAGGGAUUUAGUAAAAAACCAAAGUACCUUGAAUUGAAUUUUUCAUUCAAACAACAGACGGAUAGAUAUCGAUAAAAAAAAACAAUACUAAAUUGAAUAAGUUUAACGCUUAAUGUGUUUUUUGUUUUAUUAUUGUUGCUCUUCAUUAGAGUAUGAUUUGGCGGCGAACUACCGGAGCUGAUACUCUAAUUAAAACAUACCAAAAACCGGAAAUACUAGAGAAAUACUUUCCAGUUUCCUUUGUUGGCAUAGAUAAGCAGGGUAAUCCGAUUCUUUUUAACCAUAGCGGUAUAACGGAUUUUAGGGGACUGUUCGAUUCAGUUACAAAAGUUGAAUUUAUAAAAUAUAUGACUUAUCUAGCCGAACUCGGUAGAAAGUUAUGCAAUGAACAAAGUAAACAAAUGGAAAAGUUUAUUGGACAAAUUUCUGUUGUAAUUAACGGAGAAGGUUUCUCCAGACACAACAUGACAAAGAAACUAAUUGAUUAUAUGACUGAAUUCUUGAAAGUUUUUGAAGCUAACUAUCCAGAAUAUCUAUAUAAGUUUUAUAUAUUAAACCCUCCAAAAAUAUUCAAAUUACUAUAUAAUAUAGUAAAACCAUUUUUAAAGAAAGCUACAAGAGAUAAAGUAAUCUUUUUAGGAAAUGAUUACAAGGCUAAGCUCGCUAUUGAUUUUCAUAUAGAAAAUGCUCUUGAUACGUUUUGUAUCGGAGAAGGAUCUUCCUCUAAUAAAAAGAGCAAAUCCGAUUACAUCGUUCCCGAUGAAUAUAAAAUGAAUAAUGAGAAUAUUUCCGAUGUAAACUCUGAAAUUAAAAUAGGAAGAUUCGGCGAAGUGGAAGUUGAUUUUCUUGUUGAAAAAUCUAAUUCGAUUGUCAGAUAUUCAUUUCAAACUAAUGAUAAAAUCAAGUUCGGAGUUUAUAAAAAGACCGAUAAUAGUCAAGUUAAAUAUGAUAAAAUGAAAAAGAUCGAAGCUUUACACAGCGUGGAAAGUCACAAAUAUCCCGAAGACGGGUGUUUUGAAUGCGAAGAGGAAGGAAUAUGUAUGAUACUAAUUGUCCAAUAAUUGCAUUGUUCUAUAGACUAUAAAUAAUAUCUAUGUUAUCUACAGAUACCAUCGUUUGGAGUAAUAAAACGUGUUUAAUAGGAAAGAAUCGCAUAAAUUAUACAUUGGACGUUUUGCUUCCUAAUUGCGACACUGAUAGUGGACAGAAUAUCAUUAGCAAGCCAGCUAAGUGUAUAGCCAUUAGAGGCGCUCAUUCUGCUAAACUUAAACAAUGAUAUACAUAUGUAUACAGUUAUAAAUGGGCCUAUGCUAAAAUGUUCGUAUUUUCUAUCUUUAUCAAUAAGGAAUAAAGAAAACAAAUUAGUUCUAAGAAAAUAGGCAAAAAGGAAUAUUUGCGCUCUCUCUAUACAUAUAGGCUUAAACACAGAUAUAAAAAUAUGUUGAUACAUAUCAAUAUCGUAACAACAUAAAGUCAAGUUUAAUCGGCAAGUAAUUAAUACCAAAGAGUUUUCUUUGUCAAUACUUUAAACUAACAAUUUUGCUAAUGAACCGAAAAAAUUC
Molecule: messenger RNA, 2252 nt
Organism: Dimorphilus gyrociliatus
Lineage: Eukaryota; Metazoa; Annelida; Polychaeta; Dinophilidae
Source: the annotation of a GenBank genome assembly